Polistes dominula (European paper wasp) is the source of this 8633-nucleotide messenger RNA. Its product is annotated as putative chitinase 10. Gene Ontology annotation, molecular function: chitinase activity; chitin binding. Lineage: Eukaryota; Metazoa; Arthropoda; Insecta; Hymenoptera; Vespidae. Gene Ontology annotation, biological process: carbohydrate metabolic process; chitin catabolic process. Gene Ontology annotation, cellular component: extracellular region. The record is from RefSeq and is a predicted model, not a curated record.
UCCUCUUCAUCGAGGUCUCUGUGUUGUGUAUACCUUUUAAAAUUCAUCGCAAACAACUCUAACAACGGACAUCGAAGAAGAAGAAGAGGAAGAGACCGAUCACUUUCAGUGAUUCUUUUGAUCAGUGCUGUCGAACCGACGAUUGUCAACUACCGUCGGGUAGAUUCGAACCAUUGCAGUCUUAACAUUGUAAGGGUUGAUCGGCAGGAUCAACAAAGCUGAGCAGAUCGACGUUUAUCGGAGAGUGACUUUUCAAAGUCAGACUCCCGAUACGAUAUGCUGAUUGGAAUCGUUUUAUUGCUGAUCGGCUUCUCUUACGCGGGACCAUUAAACGAUGCACCAGCGCGAGAAAUUUUACCACCACUACCAUGGAAAUCUUCAGUUACUCAAGACAAUUCUAAAUUCGUGAAUGAACUUGGAUUUCAACGUGGUGCUGUUGAAAGUCCACCAAGAUCAUUGUCCAUCGAAUUUGAUCGUCUUCGAGAACCAAUCAAAGAAAAUGCUGAAUUUGGAUCAAAAAGAAUUCCACUUCGCGACGCUGUCGAAGCUUUACCUUCGAGUACUCUUAAACUUUGUAGAGGUACCAAGAAAGAAGGAUGUUUUGCAAGAAUCGUGGAUGAAAGAGUACCACUAAGGGAUGCUGUUGAACAUCGAGAGGCACCCUUCUUUGGGGGUAUAGAACACGAAUCUAUUUGGAUUGAACCACUUGCACCACCUACUUUAGGUAGAAUUCAACGAAUUGGCGAUCCUAAGGUUGUCUGCCGUUUUGAUUCUAGAGCAACUUAUAGAAUGGAACCUUUCUCUUUAUUAUCUGGAUCUUUACCGGAUUACAAAUGUACUCAUUUGAUAUAUGCCGGAGCUAAUUUGGACUCAAAUUUCAAAGUGGUACCUUGGAAUUAUGAAUACGAUGAAAUUAAAGGUGGUUACAAGACAGCUGUAAAUCUUCGUUCGAGAGAUCCAGCAUUACGUAUUCUGAUCUCGAUCACGCUUCCCAGCGAAAGAUUUAAGUCUAGUAAAUUGAACGAAGCUGAUUACGAGAAAAUUUCUCAAUCAAUACUGAAUUUCAUUAAUCAACAUGAUUUGGAUGGUGUUCUUAUAAAUUGGCAAAUGGAAGAUACCUGGCAAACAAAUGCUAUGACAGAUCUAAAGAUUCUUUCCAAAAUUCUUAAAAAACAUUUAGUUGAAGAAGGAUUAACUUUAGCUAUUGCUCUCCGUGCUGAAGAUCGUGUCCAUCGAGAGACCAUUUCGAAUUUUGAUUUAGUCAUACUGAAAGCUUGGCGAGAGGAUCUUCAUUUAAGAAAAGAAAAAUAUGCUCUUCAUCCUGCGCCACUUAAAUUCGUCAUUCAUGCUGUUGAAAAAUGGUUUGAACGUGCUGGCAUGGAACAAGCAUCAAAAACUGUAUUAGGCUUACCAAUUUUCGGUGAUGGAUAUACACUUAAAUUUGGAAACUUCACUGAUGCUGGUGCUCCAAUUUUAGGGCCUGGAUUACCUGGUCCAUAUACUGGAACACGUAAUGGAAGACUUGCUUAUUAUGAGAUAUGCGAACGAUUGGAAGAAGGUUCAUGGAUAUCUGGAAGAGAUGAGGAUGGUCCAUAUAUAAAACGUGGAGAUCAAUGGAUCGGAUACGAUGAUCCUAUCUCGUUGAAAUUAAAAACAGCUUAUGUUAAAUCUAGUGGACUUGCUGGUAUUUCUUUGUGGUCUUUAGAUUUGGAUGAUUUUCAGGGUAUUUGUGGUAAUCCAUGGCCAAUGUUGAAUACUGCAACGAAUGCAUUAGGACUUUAUGAAAGCACAUACAUCAAAAAAUGUUCUAAAGAAAGCCUCUUCGCUGAUCCAGACAACUGUUCUGGAUUUUACUCCUGCGUUAAAGGUAAAAUGUAUCAUGGUUAUUGUGGUCCCAAACGGCUGUUCGAUCCUGUAAAAGGACGUUGCAUUAAAACCGAUCCAGAUAUUUGUAAACCUGGAUAUUCUGAUACAAUUGUUUUACACGAAGCGGAAUUUCUCGUUAAUAAAAAUGAAACGAAGAAAGACAAUUAUGUAGAAGAGUUGACAGAAAAAGGUCCACGUGUUGUUUGUUACGUCACUUCGUGGGCUAUUUAUCGAAAAUCCGAUGGAAAAUUUAUACCAGAACGUUUGGAUUCUAAUUUAUGUACAGACAUUAUUUAUGCAUUCGCCAGUUUGAAUCCAGAGACUUUGUUGAUACAGGCUUUUGAUCCUUGGGCUGAUUUAGACAAUGGCUUAUACGAACGAGUAACGUCAAUUAAAGGAGCCAGAGUACUAUUGGCUCUGGGUGGUUGGACCGACAGUUCUGGUGAUAAAUAUUCUAGAUUAAUAAGCAGUGGUGUAUCUCGUAGAAAAUUCAUCUCAGCUACGAUUAAUUUCUUGAAGAAACACAAUUUCGAUGGUUUAUCACUUGAAUGGAAUUAUCCGAAAUGUUGGCAGAGCGAUUGCAGGAAAGGUCCUGAUUCUGACAAGCCUAACUUUACGAAACUCCUUCAAGAAUUAAGAAAGGAAUUCGAUAAACAAACACCUAGACUCGCGUUAGCAGUAGCUUUGUCAGGAUACAAGGAAGUUAUUGAUCAAGCUUAUGAAGUUGCUGAAAUUUUACGUGAAGUUGAUUUUGCUUCAGUAAUGACGUAUGAUUAUCAUGGUGCUUGGGAAUCUAAAACUGGUCAUUUAGCACCUUUAUAUGGAACAAAUAACGAUGGCCGGCGAUAUUACAACGUUAAUUUUACAAUGGAAUAUCUCGUGAGUCUUGGAGCGAAUAAAUCAAAACUAUUAAUAGGUAUACCAUUAUAUGGUCAAGCUUAUCAUCUCUCAGAUCCUCAUCGAACGGAACUUGGUGAUCCUGCAACCGGUCCUGGUUUACCUGGAGAAUUUACUAAGCAACCAGGAAUGUUAGCUUAUUACGAAAUAUGUGAUAGAAUAAAAAGGCAAGAUUGGACUGUAGGAUCAGGACCAAGUGCUUAUCACAAAGACCAAUGGGUAGGCUACGAAAAUCAAAAGAGCGUAUUUCGAAAGGGUCAAUAUAUAAUACAAAAUAAUUAUGGAGGAGCAUCAAUGUGGACUGUCGAUUUGGACGAUUUCUUAAAUCGUUGCUGCAUGGAAAAUUUCCCGCUUCUUAAAGCUAUAAAUCGUGCAUUAGGUCGUUCUCGUACGCCGGUACCAGACGAAAUGAAAGAAAAUUGUCAACGACCGGAAGAACCUGUGACACCGCCAGAACCAACGAUGACAAGUCAUAGCGAUGCUGUCGAGGAUGGACCAGUUUCAACAAAACCAAUGUCAACAUUAACGACUAAAAUUACUACAUGGCCAACAUGGACGGAAAAACCAAGUACAACGACACAAUCCAGUUGGACUCAGAAGCCAACAUCAACGCUAACGACUAAAGGCACUACAUGGCCAACAUGGACGGAAAAACCAAGUACAACGACUCAAUCCAGUUGGACUCAGAAACCUACACCAUCAUCGAGUGAUCACCACCAUCACCAUCAUGAAACAUCCACAAUGCUCACGUCAACAAUAACAUGGGGUCCAAGUUAUUUACCACCCGCUACUACUGUCUCUAGUACAACAGAGAAUAUAUCAAUACCUCCUGUAUCCUGCAUCGAAGGUCAAUAUACUUCUGAUCCUUUUGAUUGCGGUAGUUAUUAUCGAUGUGUUCUUAAAGAGUUAAAACGAGAACGUUGCGCACCUGGAUUACAUUGGGACAAGUCACGCAAUAUAUGCGACUGGCCAUCUAUUUCGAAAUGUCAAACUGAUAUCAGCACCACGUCAACGAAGAGUCCAACAAAAAAAACAACCAUUUCUUCCUCGCAAAAGCCAACAUCAACGACCUCAUCGACAUGGACUAUUUCCAGUACACAUCGUUCAAGCACAACAAAAAAACCUGUCGUUGUUAUGACGUCAACAGAAAAACCGAUGAAGGAAUGCAAACAUGGGCAAUAUUACGCCUAUCCCAAUUCUUGUAUAAACUUUUUAGUCUGCGUUAAUGGAAAUCUAGUGUCUCAACAAUGCGGUCCAGGACUGAACUGGAACAAAGAAAAGAAUAUGUGCGAUUGGGCAUACAAGAACCCAUGCAAUGAGAAACCAAUGAAGAAUGCUUUACUCGUCACAAAGGAUACAACUUCGAAGAACUGUAUCUCUGGAAGUUAUGGUCCCGUAUCUGGUGAUUGUGAAAGUUACGUAGCUUGUUUAUGGGGCCGCCAAGAAAUCUUUCACUGUGCUCCAGGAUUGCAUUUCAAUAAGCAUAGUAGUAUUUGUGAUUGGCCAUCGAGAGCUAAUUGUCAAGAGAAUGUUGAUGAUAAGGAAGAUAAAACUGAAAAACCUAGCACAAAACCUCCUCUUCAAAAUGGAUCCCCUACUACGUUAAUUACUGAGAGGCCUACAGUAACUACUACUCAAAAAACGACAACUCAAAGUCCAACUCAGUCUACAACUUUAUCUCCGGUUGAAAUAGAUCCUGAUAAAGUUUCACCUCUUUCUGGAUAUUUUAAGGUUGUUUGCUAUUUCACAAACUGGGCAUGGUAUCGCAGGGGUGUAGGACGGUAUUUACCGGAACACAUAGAUCAUACUCUCUGUACUCACAUUGUUUAUGGUUUCGCAGUGUUGGAUUAUUCUGAAUUGACUAUUAAAGCUCAUGAUUCUUGGGCCGACUAUGAUAAUCGAUUUUACGAACGUGUUGUAACUUAUAAGAAACGUGGUUUAAAAGUAUUGUUAGCUUUGGGAGGAUGGAAUGAUUCUGCUGGUGAUAAAUAUAGUCGUUUAGUAAAUAAUCCUGCGGCUAGACAGAAGUUUAUUACUCAUGCUAUUAAGUUUAUUGAAAAAUACGGUUUUGAUGGACUGGAUCUGGAUUGGGAAUAUCCAGUAUGCUGGCAGGUGGAUUGCAAAAAAGGGCCAGACUCUGAUAAAGAAAGUUUCGCAGCAUUAGUUAAAGAAUUAAGUACUAGCCUGAAACAGAAAGGAUUAUUAUUAACAGCUGCUGUCUCUCCUAGCAAAAAAGUGAUCGACAAAGGAUAUGAUGUACCUACCUUAGCAAAAUAUUUGGAUUGGAUUGCAGUGAUGACAUAUGAUUAUCAUGGACAGUGGGAUAAGAAGACUGGACAUGUUGCUCCUAUGUAUGCUCAUCCAGAUGAUGAAUUUUAUUACUUCAAUGCAAAUUAUUCGAUAAAUUACUGGAUCGCUAAAGGGGCACCUCCUAGAAGUAUAGUCAUGGGAAUGCCAUUGUAUGGACAAUCUUUUACAAUAAAUGAUCCAAAAGCUGGAGUUGGUUUGAAUGCGCCAGCAAGUGCUGGUAAUGCUGGUGAAUUCACAAGGGCAGCAGGAUUUUUAGCUUAUUAUGAAAUCUGUAAUCGAAUUCGCAAUCAUGAUUGGACUGUUGUACAAGAUCCUGAAAAGAGAAUGGGACCAUAUGCUUAUAAAGGAAGUCAAUGGGUUAGCUUCGAUGAUGCUGAUUCGAUUAGACGAAAAGCUCAGUUUGUUAGGAACAUGAAUCUUGGGGGAGGAAUGGUCUGGGCAUUAGAUCUUGACGAUUUUAGAGGACGAUGUGGAGAAGGACCUCAUCCACUCAUGCACACUCUACAACAGGUCCUUUCUGAACCACCAAAUCAACAUGACGAACCAAUUAAGCCACCAAGUGUUGGAAGUGAUCUGGAAUGGAAGAUGCCUGUCGCUUCAGACAUUACUUCAACAGCAAUGCCUACAACAUUGAUAGAACCUGAGCAUACCACUUCAGUAAUAAAACCUGAUGAUUCUAAAGGAUUUAAAGUUGUUUGUUAUUUCACCAAUUGGGCAUGGUACAGACAAGAAGGUGGAAAAUUUGUUCCAGAAGAUAUCGACGGUGAUUUAUGCACACACAUCAUUUACGGUUUUGCUGUACUUGAUGGUUCCAGUUUAACGAUAAAAACUCAUGAUAGUUGGGCCGAUAUAGACAACAAAUUUUAUGAAAGGGUGGUCGCUUAUAAAUCAAAAGGUAUCAAAGUGUUGUUAGCAAUUGGAGGAUGGAAUGAUUCGGCAGGUGAUAAAUACAGUCGUCUGGUAAAUUCAGCUAGCGCUAGGGAAAGAUUUACAUCACAUGUUUUACAAUUCCUUGAAAAAUAUGGUUUCGAAGGACUCGAUUUGGAUUGGGAAUAUCCCGUUUGUUGGCAGGUCGAUUGUAAAAAGGGUCCAAAAUCUGAUAAAGAAAGUUUCGCUCUUUUAGUACAACAUUUAAGUAAAGUAUUCAAACCGAAAGGCCUACUAUUAUCAGCAGCUGUUUCACCAAGUAAACGAGUUGUCGAUGCUGGCUAUGACGUAAUUUCUUUAGCUAAAUAUUUAGACUGGAUAUCUGUCAUGACGUACGAUUACCAUGGCCAAUGGGACAAGAAAACUGGACAUGUAGCUCCACUGUAUGCACUUCCUAGUGAUUGGGAACGUACUUUUAAUGCCAACUUUUCAGUUCAUUAUUGGCUAGAACAGGGUGUACCACCGAAAAAAUUAGUAAUGGGUGCACCUAUGUAUGGUCAAUCCUUUUCCUUGGCACAAAGUACUCAACGAGGAUUAAAUGCACCUACAUAUGGCGGUGGAGAAGCAGGUGAAGCUACAAGAGCAAGAGGUUUCUUAUCUUAUUACGAAAUUUGUGAGAGAACAUUAAAGAAAGGUUGGUCGGUAGUUCAAGACAGCCAGAGACGUAUCGGACCAUAUGCUUAUAAAGGGGAUCAGUGGGUUAGCUUUGAUGAUGCGAAACAAAUUAGGAAAAAAGCAGAAUUAAUCAAAAAACUUGGUCUUGGAGGUGGAAUGAUUUGGGCACUAGAUUUAGACGAUUUUAAGAACAGAUGUGGCUGCGAACCUAGUCCUUUGUUAAGAACAAUGAACAGAGUUUUGAGAAAUUAUCCUGAAGGACCACUUUGUCCAGUAUCGUCAGAAACCACUUCCAUUGAUUUUGAUGAAUCUGAAACUCAAGCGGAAAGCACUGGGUCGUCAACAACCGAAUCCACAUCUACAUCUUGGCCUACCUAUUUGCCACCUGCAACAACAACAACAACCACAACAACGUCAACAACAUCAACAACUACUACUACUACAGAAUCAUCGGAAGAAAAUGAUACUAUUGAAAUAAUAGCUGGUCCACCUCCAGCAGGUAUCGCACCUUUAGGUGAUUGUGGUGGUAAAUUAUUUAUUCCACACAAAAAUGACUGUGCUAAAUAUUAUCUCUGCAAUUUCGGUAAACUUUCUGAACGUUCUUGCCCUAAUGGACUUUACUGGAACGAAAAUAGAUGCGAUUGGCCGGAAAAUAGUAAAUGUAAAAGAGAACUUAGACAACGUCAGACAAGUGACGCAUCCAUGGCUUUAUCCCUUAGCGAGAACAACUCGAAGAAAAUUGUUUGUUACAUAACAAGUUGGGCUCAGAAAAGACAAAGUGAAGGAAGAUUUAUAACACAGGAUUUAAACUUAGAUCUCUGCACACACGUCGUCUACGGUUUUGCGAUAUUAGACGAGGAAAGUUUAACGAUAAAAAUGCCGGACUCUUGGGACAAGGAAGAUGAAAAGUUCUUGAGAGAUAUGAUAUUGUUGAAUGCUCAAUCUUCGAACCCUGUUAAGAUAUUGAUUGCCUUGGGUGGCUGGAAAGAUUCUUACGGGGACAAAUAUAGCAGAAUGGCGAGUGAUUCAGCUAGCAGAAUAAAGUUAGUCGAUAGUAUCAUUAAAUUUAUUAACAAAUAUAAAUUUGACGGUCUUGAUCUUAUUUGGGAAUAUCCAGUAUGUUGGCAGAUAGAUUGUAACAAUGGACCUAAAAGCGACAAGUUAGCCUACAUCAAUCUUCUUCGGGAUCUUAGAACGGCAUUGAAAAUUCGUCGAUUACUUUUCUCAGCCGCAGUUUCAUCAAGUAAAAAAGUAAUCGAUAUUGCUUACCAAGUUCCAAUGCUUUCCGAAUAUGUUGAUUGGAUCGAUGUUAUGACUUAUGACUAUCAUGGUUAUUGGGAAGAGCAAACUGGUCAUGUGGCACCAUUAUAUCAUUGUUCGGCUAACGAAGAUCAAUAUAUGAAUGUAAAAUCUAGCUUGAAAUACUGGAUUGAGAAGGGUGCACCUUCUGAAAAACUUAUGUUAGGUAUUCCGGCAUACGGACAAUCAUUUACUUUGGCCGAAAAUGCAAUACCAUUAACAACAAAGAAUUCCAAUUUCGUUCCUUCGCAAUCUUCUGGACCUGGAAAACCUGGAAAAUUCUCGAAAGUUCCAGGAUUUCUUUCUUAUUACGAAAUAUGCGAUAAUGUAAAAAAUGCUAGAUGGAAUGUAACCAAAGACCCGGAACGUUGUUUUGGAUCGUAUGCAACGAAGGAUGAUCAGUGGGUCAGUUAUGAUGAUGUAUCAAAUGUAUUCAAAAAGGCUGAUCUUAUAAGAGAAUUAAAUCUUGGGGGUGGAUCAAUAUGGUCACUUGAUUUAGACGAUUUCUCUGGUAAUUGUGGUUGUGGAAAAUAUCCUUUAUUGACUGCACUGAACCGUGGCCUUGUUCAAGAGAAACUACAAAUGACGGAUUGUACAUAAAAGAUUAGAAAGAGUCUUGCGCAUAGUAAACAUUUCUACGAUCAAAUUGAAAUUCAUUGUUUGCUGAAUAUAACGUAUGUAAAAUACAGCAGCAAUAGUAACCGUGGUAUAGAACAAUA